AAAGAUCCUUCUGUUGCUGCGGGGGGAUCUCGGGUUGCUGAGGAUCUCAGCAAAGGUGACAGCCAGAGGCAGAAUGGCCCCUCUCAGGGAGAUGGAGAGAUGGAAAGUAAAGGGCUUGUUCAGAGCCAGGAGAGCUUGUCUAAACGCUCUGCCUUGGAGGAGGGGUGCUCCAAGGUCAGCAGAAGAACCAAGAAGCCAGACCAGCAGAUCUAUCAGCCUGGGAAGCGCCUGCAGUCUGUCACCAAGGAGCCGACCCCCCGGCCAUCCAGCGAAGAGGUCAUCAAUAAGAUGGAGCAGCUGAGAGUUGAGGGAGAAGAGACUGAAAGGGACCCUGGGAAAGGCACUAGUGGCAGCAGCAGAAAUAAACAGAGCAGAGAGGAAAGAGAGGGAAGCCUGACCAGUGAGGGGGCAAAAACUGCCAAGGGAGAGAAAGGCAGGAGGAUGGAACGGGGUGACAGGGCAAGGAAGGCAAGCAGUGACCUGCCACAGGGAAAGCUCGCCUCCACCAAGAGGUACUCCCGCUCAGACAAACGCAGGAGCCGGUACCGCACCUGCAGCACAAGCUCUGCUGGAAGCAACAACAGCACAGAUGGAGCCUCCCUGGCUGAGGUGGGGAAGAAACAGCAGGAGCGAGCAAAGGAGCGGCUCCGUCCUAAGAAGCAGCCAUCUGCUUCCUCCACAGACUCCCUGGAUGAUGACCGAAUGGAUAAGGUGGAAGCCUAUGGCCUUGGCAGGAGCUUGGAGAGGAGGAAGCGCCUGGAGCAGAGCCGAGCUUCUGAGAGCGAGUGGAGCAGCAAUGGUAAAGAAGCCAAGGGCGCUUUGCGCGUCACCUUUGACAGCUGGACCAUGAGCAGGGACAUCUGCAUGUUGGAAAACGGCAAGAAAAGACCCCCAAAGGGCUGUGUUAACGUGAGUGACUCCACGGAGGCUGUGGAGGGCAGAGGCCAGAGCAGGGACCCUCACGGGAGAGGCCGGGGGAUUCUUGUCCUGCCUGCCAACACGGACCUCUCCGCCAGCGCUGCAGGAUCCCCUGAAUCCAUGCACUUGGGGCCUAGGCUCCUGCUUGGCGGUGGGGGCAGCAAGGCGCCCAGGGGCAGAGGCCGUGGUGGCACUACCCGCAGGUUGUGGGAUCCAAACAACCCUGACCAGAAGCCGGCUCUGAAGAAUCAGGCCUCUCAGCUCCACUUCCUGGACACGGAUGAUGAAGUGAGCCCCACUUCCUGGGGAGAAACACGCCAGUCACAGGCCUCCUACUACAAGUUUCAGAACUCAGACAAUCCCUACUAUUACCCAAGGCCCACAGGCCCGGGGGCCCAGUAUCCCUAUGGAGGAUACCCACUGCAGUAUCAAAUGAGCCCCAGCAAUGGUGUGUACCCAGGUGCUUACUAUCCUGGGUAUCCAGGGCAGUCAGGGCAGUACAUCUGCAACCCACUCCCGUCCACCCCCCUGAGUCCUGAACUGGAGCAGCAAAUGCGGAACAUGCAGCAGCAGGAGCUCAGCAAACUCCUUCGAGAGGCCGGGAACCAGGAGCAGCAGCUCAGCAACCUGCUGUCCAGAGACCGGAUCAGCCCUGAGGGGCUUGAGAAGAUGACACAGCUGAGAGCAGAGAUGCUGCAGCUGUAUGAGCGAUGCAUCCUGAUGGACAUAGAGUUCUCUGAUAACCAGAACGUGGAUCAGCUUCUGUGGAAGAACGCCUUUUACCAGGUGAUUGAGAAAUUCCGGCAGCUCCUCAAGGACCCUCUGGGGGAGAAUGCCCACGAAAUUCGGAACAAGCUGCUUCAGCUUCUGGAUGAGGGCACUGUUUUCUUUGACAGCUUGCUGCAGAACCUGCAGGUCUCGUACCAGUUCAAGCUGGAGGAUUAUAUGGAUGGGAUGGCCAUUCGCAGCAAGCCCCUGCGGAAGAUGGUGAAGUACGCGCUGAUCAGUGCCCAGAGGUGCAUGAUUUGUCAAGGGGACAUUUGCAGGUACCGAGAGCAAGCGAAUGACACGGCAAACUACGGGAAAGCGCGCAGCUGGUAUCUGAAGGCUCAACAGAUUGCCCCCAAAAAUGGCCGUCCGUACAACCAGUUGGCACUCUUGGCUAUCUACACGAGGAGGAAGCUGGAUGCUGUGUACUAUUACAUGCGCAGCCUGGCCGCCAGCAACCCCAUUCUCACAGCCAAGGAGAGUCUCAUGAGCCUGUUUGAGGAGACAAAGCGCAAGGCUGAGCAGAUGGAGCAGAAAAAACAUCAGGUGUUGGAGCUGAGCCCCAGCCAGAAGGGGAAGAGCAAGAGGUCCACGUUCCGACAAGUUGGGGACGACGCCACGCGGCUGGAGAUUUGGAUCCACCCCUCCCACCCCCGCUCCUCCCAGGGCCAUGAAUCUGGCAGGGAUUCUGAACAGGACAAUGGGCUUGGGAACCUCAGCCCCAGCGACCUGAACAAAAGGUUCAUCCUCAGUUUUCUCCAUGCCCAUGGGAAGCUGUUUACCAGGAUUGGGAUGGAGACGUUCCCUGCAGUGGCUGAGGAGGUCCUGAGGGCAUUCCAGGUGCUGCUGCAGCACAGCCCACCUCCCAUUGGAAGCACCCGCAUGCUGCAGCUUGUGGCCGUCAACAUGUUUGCAGUGUACAACUCCCAGCCCAAAGGGCCCUGAGACCAAUGGAGGAAAGAGAGCACAGCCAGGAGGGCAUUUCCGCCAGGUGUUUCUUGAGGACUCACAUUAAUGAACAUGAUGCUAAACCCAGCUUCUCAGCCAGCGUAGCCAGGGGCAGGUUGUUUAGCGACAUUGGUUUGCCGGGAGUAAGCUUCCAGUCCCAGGGGAGUUGGCCGCUGAGCAGCAGGGCACCUGAGUGGUUCCCAUGCAUGUGCACUGCAAAGCCGCAUUCCACACCAAUGGGGUUAGUUACGGCUCUGGAGGCUGUGGGUAGCGCCAGCCAGGGGCAGGCCAGUAAGUGCCAUGGGAAGUGGAUGGCACUACCCAAAUGGUGCUGCUCUAACCAGAGGUGGUCUUGGCCACCGUGCUGCUGAUCCGCUGUUGCCCGAGGUGUGCGUUGCGUGGAGCAGUAGUGGCAGGCAUCGUGGGGGACUGACGCAGCAGCCAGUGGGGCACGGCAGAAGGCACAGUCCCGCAGUACUUGUGUGCCAGGUGGGCACAGUGCUGCCACUGUGGGACUGCGCCAACGCAGAGCUCGUGGUCUGGUGGAUUCUCCAGCACGCGUGUCUGGCCUUUGCUUCCCUGUGGACUCUGGCGCUAUGCUGCCGGCUCUAGGAAGGGAGAAGAGGCUUGCGUAAGCAGUGCCUGCUUUCCGGAUAAUGGCAUGGAUGCAGAAGGGAGGUGCCGGCUGCCAAAGACACGCUGGGAACAGCAUAAACCCUUCAGAGUGCAUCCUAGGGAGCCAAGGUCUGACGAGUCCUUGGGCUUGGUGCUGGGAGCAGGGCCCCCCUGCUCCGGGGCCCCAAAUAUCCACGGCCCGUGUCGAAGGGAGGUGAAAUGCCGCCACAUGUACUUGCGUCUUUAAAAGCAGGCAGAGCGGAAGUGAUGCUCUCAGGCCCAUCUGCACUUGGGGCUGUGCACGGAGAGCGAGACGCGCUGCAGCUGGUGCGAGGCCCUGGCAGUGUGAGGAGCUGCUGUCUGUUGGGGUUUACUGCUGUCUACAUUGAAACAUGACUUGGGAGGGGGCUGGUGGCAUGGUGCCAGCCCCAGUUAGCCUGGCCUUCUCGUUCCUCUCCCCUUCUCCCCCUCCCUCCAUGCUUUAAAGUCACAUUUCCAGGCCAGACAUAGAAUUAAUCUCUGGGCACUUCACAUUGCUGGCAGCACAAAGCAGGAUGUGGGAUCUUUUUUUCUCUCUCUCUGCGUCUUGGCUGACUUUUUUACCUCUCGAAGAAUUUGGAAGGGCCGUGAGAUUCCCCCCGCCCCCCUUGCUUCAGUGCCGUGCAGUUUUUCAGCACGCUGAUCACCCUGCUGUGGCUUCACCCUAAUAGAUUUCAUAUGUUGACGCAGUUGACAUCAGUAUCAAACUAUUUUACAUGUGAUCUGGUGUAUUUCCUGAGGAAAUCUGCAAGAUAUUUAUUAAGAACUAAUAAAAUAAACCUCUCCAUGAGCUUUUAGGUAGUUUUCAAUUUUUCAUGUCUCUCUCGUUUCCUCUUAUCAAUGAGUUUCUAUUUUCUCCCUCCUCUCUGACCAUCGCAAAAGGAAACAAAAAUAAAUGUUUUAAACCAUUCCUGAAUGGACACUGAGAAUAUUUCUGCAGUGAUGUAUCAGCAGAGCUGUAUUUUUAGUGCGGUAUUGUUGAGACUAAAAAUAUCCCGCCGUAGUGCAUCCUUUUUCUAGGGCUCUGUGCGCGUGUGUCUGGAAUGUUGUGCUAGCUUGCACCAGUGUGCAAGGGCUGUCUUUGUACUACUGCAGCUCUGCCUCCCUCGCAGCUGGAGUCCAUUAGGCCUUGAAAAUUAAAGUAAUCCUGGUUAAGAAAGAAAAAUUAAUCAACCUAGCAGAGCUGCACUUUCCCCAGCUGAGCCUGGAUACCUGUGUGGCAGCCCCGGUUUGAGAGGCUCCCGCGGGCCCAGAGCGCAUGGGCUGGGAGUGUGCUGUGGUCCAGUGGUUUUGCUGCUGUGUUAUUGCCACCAAGGGUGUUCCCUGCACUGGAGGUUGCAUGCGCGACACUCAUAGCAGCAGCCUCCCUCGCUUGCUGCCUUGUGGAGCUUGAGGCUUGCUCGGGUGCUGUCCAGACAGGAGGCUCUGGCUGUUAGUUGCCAUCGCCUUUGUUUUCGGCUCAGUGUUUGCUGCCAGGACACCCUGCGGCACUGGGGUUUUGGUGCGCUGGAGAGCAGAACCUGCUAGCAGGCAUCUGAAGCCCCAUUACUCUAAUGCCUCCUCCGUCCUUUCAGAGGACAUGUCAGUGUCUUUGCCCUUCUGACCACGGUUUCUGUCAUUUAGCUGCGCUCCUUAUGAAAGGAGCUGGCAGUCCAAGGAGGGCGGUUCCCCGUGACCCUGCGCUGAAAGUGGGGAGUGGCCUGAGCUUGGGGAGUGGAUCCAUCUCCUUGGGCUGCAGUCAGCAUGGUGGGCAGAAUUCAGGGCUACCACUGCCAAGGGAGAUCAAUGCCAUUCUCAUACAAUCCUUUCCCAGAUGUAAUUGCAUGGCUAGUUAGAGUCUCCACACCCUCAUGGGAUAGGCUGGGCAGUUCUCUGGUGCCACAGGUGGCUGGUGAUGUGACCAAAGACUGUGGCUGACCACAGAAGCCACAACACCGUAUGUGUGAUGUAAAUUCAGUGUCCCCUUUUAGGAACUGGUGCGUCUCGAGCGCUAAGCAGGCAGCCCCCUCCCCUUCCCUCCCCUCCUGUGGUAGCGUGUCUCCUCUGAGUCACUAGCCUGCGUGCUCACGGGUGCCUCGCGUUACUGUCUGCUGCUGUCUGGAGAUCUGCAGCACUCUGCUUCCUGUAGAGCAGUUCAGCAAAAACAGUAAUUAGGGCUUGUAAAAAUUUAUUUUAUUAGCAAGAAGUGUUGGUGGGUAAUUGGCCAUAAUUUGAACCCAGCCAGAUUGGAGAUUAAUAAAAAGGCACAGGGAUCUUUUUACCAGAAACUCCAGGGCUGUUACUGCAGAGCCUCUUGGAGGCGGGUGGGACAGGAGAGCUGUGGCUGCGAGCAUGCAGCAGGCUGCUAGCGCCUGUGCUGUACCCGUCCUUGAGGGUGUUUGACGCUGGCAUUGGAAGAAAGGAAACCUUGUUUUCCAAGAACUCUGCUCUCUCUCAGCUUGAUAAGCAUUUAAAAUAAAAGCUGCACAAUUGGAAUUGGCAGAGCAUCCUCA
Molecule: messenger RNA, 5780 nt
Organism: Gavialis gangeticus (Gharial)
Lineage: Eukaryota; Metazoa; Chordata; Crocodylia; Gavialidae
Product: telomerase-binding protein EST1A-like
Exons: 10
Coding region: 100-2631 (843 amino acids)
Biological process (GO): nuclear-transcribed mRNA catabolic process, nonsense-mediated decay
Cellular component (GO): telomerase holoenzyme complex
Molecular function (GO): telomeric repeat DNA binding; protein binding; telomerase RNA binding
Source: RefSeq, a predicted model, not a curated record